Molecule: messenger RNA, 981 nt
Organism: Caenorhabditis bovis
Lineage: Eukaryota; Metazoa; Nematoda; Chromadorea; Rhabditida; Rhabditidae
Source: the annotation of a GenBank genome assembly
AUGAGUUUGAAGAAAAUCAUUGAUGUCGCUUCAGUAAACAAUCUUCUCAAAAAGGGAAUUAUAAACAAAGAAGGAGUCCGUCUUUUGGAUUGCUCAUGCAGUAUCUCAUCAUUUCCCGAUUGGAAAAAAUAUGAAAAGGAGUGCUAUGGAAAGUUUGAAAUGCUUAUCAAUCGACCAAGCCCUUCGCGAGAUUUGUAUCUUUCCGGCCAUAUUCCAGAAGCUGCUCACAUUGAUUUGAACAUUGCUAUGUAUCCGUCAAAGUUUCAAAAGUUGACUCAAUAUUCUCCCGAAGUUUUUGAAAAAUACGCGCAGUUAAUCGGUCUAAAUUCUGGAGAACACUUCAUCUUUUAUUCAAGAGGUGCGCAAGGUGGAAUGAUGUUUGGUGCAAAACUUGCAUGGCUCUUCAAGUCUUAUGGCCAUGAAAAAAUUUCUCUCAUUGAUGGUGGGUUUGAUGCGUGGAAUCAAGCAAAAUAUGAUAUUUCAACUGAUGAUGUUCGAUUACCGAAAGGCAACUGGAAGGCCAGUGAUGCAAUUAAAGAACAUGUUGUCACUUUCGAGGAGCUUGAAGACAAAAAUGGCUGCGAAAAACAACUAAUUGAAAAAACAGAUGAGAUUAACUUUUUGGAUGCCCGUAUUCGUGGACAGUUCAAUGGAACCGAGGAUACCGGAUUAGAUCCUCACAGGGUUAACGGAACUCGCAUUAAAGGCUUCAAAAACUGUCCGAGCGCUGAGUUAGUAGACAGUAACGGAUUGUUAAAAAAAGAAAAGGAAAUUGAAGCCUGGCUCAAUGAAAAUGGAUACACUCAAAAUCAAAAAGUUAUCACCCAUUGUAACACUGGAGUUCAAGCAUCUUUCCUUGCUUACACAUUAGAUGCGCUUAAACCUGACUUAAAACCAAGAGUAUACAAUGGAUCAUUGAAAGAGAUGGAGCUGCGUGAUCCUAAGAAAAUAUCAGAAGGUCCUCAACACUUACCAUAUUAA